This is a messenger RNA of Alosa alosa (allis shad), 5029 nucleotides long. Its product is annotated as clustered mitochondria protein homolog. Gene Ontology annotation, molecular function: protein binding; mRNA binding. Gene Ontology annotation, biological process: intracellular distribution of mitochondria. NCBI's taxonomy places the organism in Eukaryota, Metazoa, Chordata, Actinopteri, Clupeiformes, Clupeidae. Gene Ontology annotation, cellular component: cytoplasm. The record is from RefSeq and is a predicted model, not a curated record.
UUAGAACUGCAGAGUGUGUCUGUCUCACACCUGUCCUGUUGCCUGCUGUCACCAAGAGAGGGAGGGAGAAAGAGAGAGAUAAAGAGAGGGAGGAAAGUGAACGGAAAAAAGAAGAAAGAAUACUGAAGUCACUGGAAACUAGCAGAAAGCUGCACAGCAGAAGAAAAAUAGAUAAAGAGUGAAAGAAAGAAGCAAAGUCAUGAAGGACAACGGCAAGAAAGGUGGACGAGGACAGGGAGUCCCAGAUGGGCAAGCAGCAACCAAUGGGAAGAAUGCUGCCGAGGUGAAACAGGAAGACGACGGCUCAUUUUCUGUGAAGAUUCAGGGCCCUGGAGUUGAACCUUUUGAACUGCAGGUGCACGGGUUCUGGCUGGUCCAGGAUGUGGUGCUGGCAGCUCUGGGCCGUGAUGAGGUGGCUCCACGCACCUCCCUCUCUCUGGCCCUCUCGGGCGUUAUGCUGGACCCUCUGAUGCCACUGCAGCAGGUCAAAGGCCUCAAGCCAGGGGCCACCCUACGCCUGGUGGAAGAGCCCUAUUCCCCGCGUUCUGCACGUGCUCACCUGGCGAGGGUACAGGAUCUCCUGAGAGCAGCAGGACCUCAUGACUCCCUAAAAGACGGCAGAUCCCCCAGCAUUCUCAGCACACUCACACACACACACACCACAGAUGCUCCCCCUGCUGGACACUCCUCUAAGAGCCAGAAGCGCCCAGCCAGCAACACCAAAACAGAUCAGCCCGGCCAGGAGACCGGCCCUCCAGAGUACAUCCUGCCUGGAGCUGCAGAGCGCCCCCCACUGGCUACUCUGCUGCCCGCAGACCCACACAGUGAGGUUCCGAGCUGUUUGUUGGACCUGUCACUCAGCUGUUGGAACCCGCCCCCUGGCCCCAGGAAACUGCAGGGUGACUUUUUGUACAUCACUGUACACACACGGGAGGGGCGGCACUAUGAUAUCUCUUCCUGUCCUCGUGGCUUCUUCCUCAACAGGUCUACAGCUGAGGUGUUCGACCCACGUCCCUCCACUUCCUCUUCUGUCUGCCACUGCCUCACGGACCUGCUGAGUCAAAUCAGCUCCGAGUUUAAACAGAAUCUCACUGCACUGAGAAACAGAAACCAGCGUCCAGCUGAGGAGGCACUGGCAUCUCCGUACCGGGUGUUGAGCUGGCUGGGUCCUGCCUCUGCUACACGCUCCCACAGACAUACCUACAGCAGCCCACUGGCCAUACAGGAACACAUCAUUCCAGAGACUCCAGAUUGGAAUGAGGAACUGCAGGCAGCCAGAGAUCUGCCCCAGAGGUCCUUGGAGGAGAGACUGCAGAGAGACAGAGCCAUUCAACAGGUCAACAGCGCCUUUGUAUGGGCAGCCACACAGGGAGCAGAGACUGUGAUUGACGGCUGUGUGGACCCAAUCAACGGUGCCAUGGAUGAGCCGGCCUUCCUGUGGAGUGGUGUGUUUCUGAGCCAGGGCGGGGCAGCCGCUGCCCAUCUAGGAGGGGAGAGGGGGAAGAGGGCCGCCCAGCGUCUGGAGCUCAGGGCUGUUCAGGCCUACAGCCAGCUGGAAGGGGAUCUCCAGGGUCUCCACACGCUCCCCACAGCGGUGGUGGACUACCGUGGGGUGCGUCUCUCCGCGCAGGGCCUGGCCCCCGGCUCGCAGGGCUCAGAGGCCGGGGCCCCUCGGGGCCUCCUGUAUGGCUUCGCUGCGGGCCCCCUGGAGAACCCACUCCGCAGGAAGCUCUUGGAGCUCCUGGCCCAGUCGGCCAAGGGCCUGUCCCUACAGAGGCACGCCGUCAUUGGCCACGGGCACCAGGUGCCCCUCUUCACCUCCGUGGAUGCCCAGGGGCUGCUGGGGGCCGACGGGCGCUACUACGUGCUCGAUGUGUUCCGCACCAUGCCUGCCGACGCCAACUACCAGCCUGCAGAGGAGGACCAGAACGGAGAAGGGGAUGGCAAGGCUGAGGGUGUUCAAGCAGCGGCGACCUCAGACCUCAAAGAGCCAUGCAGGUUCCCUCACGCUCUCUGCCGCCUGAGGCCUGAGCUGGUCAAAGCCUUCAUCCAGCACAAAAACAUCCAGUUCACGCAACGAGUCAGAGAAAGGAUGGAGGAGAAUGGAGGAGUAGAGGAAUGUGUGAAACCUGGUGACCCGCGAGGGGCAGAAGCAGUAAGAGGGGCAUGCAAAGAUGUGGGCUCCAUCAGUGACAUCAUCUUUGAGAUGCGCUUCAACCCCAAUGUUUUCACUCCAGGAGUUGAGUUUGCCAGCUCUGAGACGGCAGCGAUCGAGCUGCAGAAGAAAAUGUUGAAGGAAGCCGGCUCAUUCAUUCUCACACAUCAGAUACCAGCACUGUUGGAAGACUGUUUGCACUGCCACGAGAUGCCCAUAGAUAGUGCUGCUCUCUGCCGUGUCCUGCAUGAGAGAGGAAUCAACCUGCGGUACCUGGGUCAGCUGACCACAGCCAUCAACAAAUCAGGAGACAAGGAUCGUCUUCGGCACAUAAGAAGAUUGGCAUAUGUUGAGAUUGUCUUGCGGUCAGCCAAAAGACUUUUCAACAACUUCUUACAGUCUGUGGAGGUGUCAAGUCUGUCAGCAGCUGUCAGUCAUUUCCUCUGCUGUCUGUUGCUGCCACACCAUGGCUCCGCCUCUGCUGGGGAGGAGCCUAAGAAGCGCUCCAGGAGGCGAGGCCGUGGAGGGGGAGGGGCUUCCGACAGCACUGCCUGGAGCACACUCAGUGGGAACGAACUGUGGAGCCUGAUUGGUCAGGACGCCAAAGCAACCUAUGGUCUUACAGAGGGCUUGGGUACCAAUGCUGACCACCUGGUGGAGCAAUAUGGAGUGCAGAAGAUGUCUCUACUGAGGGAGUUCUGUCUGAAGACCGGCGUACAGCUGCGACUCAGAGACUAUGUCCUUGAUAACCGUAACAAGGCGCCCAUCGGACCUGACGACGUGUACAACAUCCUACCUGUGGUGAAACACCUCACCAUGACGACCCAGGAUGCCUCACGGCUAUUUCGUGCUGCCCAGGGUUACCUGCAGAAAGGCCAGCUGGACAGGGGGUAUGAGCAGCUGAAGGAGGCAGCCUAUCUGUUUGGUCGUGUGUGUGAUGACCUUCACCCGGAGGCCUGUAGCUGUCUCAGUCUGCUGGCCAAAGCAGCCUACCUACAGGGCCGGCCCACGGAGGCUCGUAGUGUUCAACUGAGGGUGGUGGUGAUCAGUGAGAGAGUGCUGGGCUUCGACCACCCCAACACCAUCAAGCAGUAUGCUCUGUUGGCGGUGUAUGUGUACUGUGGCGGCGAGGUGGCCUUGGCACAGCGGUGUCUGUACCGCGCUCGUCUCCUCAUGCUGCUAGUGCACGGAGAAGACCACCCCUACAUCGCUACCCUGGAUAGUUCCCUGGGAUUAGUGUUACAGGGACCACAGUCCAUCCAGUACCUGCAGAAUGCCCUCAAAAUCAACUCCUCCUUCAGGGGAGACAUGGAUGUCAAGACUGCCCUCAAUCACCAUCUGCUGGCCCAGAAGAUGUGUGUAGCUGGAGACUACAGGGCAGCCAUGACCCACGAGAGGGAAGCCCAGACAGUGUUUAAGAACAAGUGUGGCGAGGACCAUCCCCAGACCAAAUGCAGUGCUGAUUUCCUGACAGCAAUUACCCAGCAGGCUGUGCGUGUGGAGCGCUCCCUUCGUCAGGGAGGAUCGGAGCUCUCUGACUUUACCACACCUGAGACUUUGGCGCCCUCUACAGACACAACACUCGAACAGCUGGCUCUGGUCAAUGGCAUCCUCAAGACCUCCUACAGUGAGAAACUUCUUCAGAUGAAAGAAAAACUGAGAGAAAAGAAGGCAUUGGAGGAAGCCACAGAGACAAAAUCUGAAACCCCAGAAACAGCCAAUGGACAACCUGAAGAACAAUCGGCCAAUGAUGGAGAGGUUGCUGAGGGUGAAACCACUCCCUCACCUGAUGAGAGAGCUAACGGUCAGUUGAAUUCUACUGCUAACGCUGAGUCACCCAUCCUCAAUGGAAACUGCUCAGCAAGUGACACAGACGAGGAAGGAGGAGCCACAAGGAAUGAGGACCUAUCAAAAUUGACCAAUGGUGAAGUGCACUCCACAGCAGCCAAUAACCAAUCAGAAGAGGCAGAGCCAAAAGUUAACGGGGUGUCUGGAUCUCACGAGGAAGAAGACAACACAAAAGAUGGAGCCCUGACUGCUGUGAGCAAAUCAGGGUCAAAGGUUGGUGUCUCCGUGGUUACGGAUUCCCAAUCUGAAGCCACCAUGAUCAAUGGAAGAGACAGCAUCAUGGCCAACGGUGAAGUGACGCCAGCACUGCAAAAUUCUGAGUGAGAGUUGAGCAACCAAUCAGAAAUAAGGAUUUGUGAACAUUGGCAGAGUGAACAAACCAAUUAGAGCAAAAUGACACAUCAACUAGAGAAUCACUGGCUAAACCAUGCUUUUUGCCACCAAGUGACCAAGGCUAUACCAUAUUUGAAGAUGUUUAAGCCCUAACUCAUCAAAUUUCCACAACCCUCAUAGUACUACUAUGGGAUUUGCUUUGAUUCUAACCAUGCAAGGUGACAUUUUGCAGCACUGAUAUCAUAUCCAAGGACAGUAUUUUGUUCUGAUUUACUUUUAGAAUUUAGAAAAUAAAAAAAAGCCUUACAGUCACCCUUUUAUUAUGGUUAUUCCCUGUAAAUGUAUUACUCACAUUCCCUUUAUCCCAAAUGUCUACACCCCCAAGACUUAAAACUGGACCAGAAAAAUAUGUUGCUCUCUCACAAAUACAAUUGACUCGUUUCAUAACGAGGGCAGAGUGAGAAGAGAAUGACAUGAAAAAAUGACGAGGUAAAAUUGUUUAAAAAAAAAAAAAAAAAGAGACACUAGAAAAGGAGGGAUAGAAAGCAGUUGAGAGAAGAGAGGAGACUGUUGUUUUGUGGUCUCCUCAUGUUGUCUACAGUGGAUCAUGUAUCUGGUGAUGGGAACGGGAUGUUGCUGUCUGUCUGAAGGCUUUUUUAAAUGGUUACAAUAAACAAGACACUUUCACCAAAA